UGACAAUCCGCUAAUCACUGGUUGACGAUCAAUCAUGCUAACAUCGCUCGUAUGAUCUAGGGAUAUCAAACGUCGAUUGAUAACUGAGCGUUUCACCCCAUUUUGCACCGAUCUUUCGACAGUGAGCUAUACAUAUAAGAAAGUCGCACGGAGUCCGAGUCGCAGGGCCCACAACUCCUUGCACCACAGCUGGCCAUGCGGAACCAGGUGAUUAAGCAAACGUCGCGACGACAAAUGCCCUCAUUCGAAAUCGGCUCACAAAGGACUCCAGGUCCACUCGUGUCCAUUACACAAGUGAAAGGGCACCUCCGCCUCCUCAGAGCGUUCCAUAAUCUGAGGGUUAUAGUAGAAGAAUGCAAGGACCGCAGGAUUCCUACCUUUGCAGCACAAAUGGAUAGAGAUAGCAGGUGGACAUGGUUUAUCACCCUGGCUACUGACAGAUUUGAGCGAUGGGUCAAGUCUCUGCAAUUCGUACCUCUUGAGAAGUUCAUCAGCAAACAGCUGCCACCCAUUGACGUGUGGAUGGUUUGGCAUGCUUAUCUAUUGAAUCCAUGUUGGUACGAAGAAGACUGCGAACGUCUCCUCAUUCUGCAGCAGCUCCGCCUGGUCAACAUGUUUGUUGUUGCUUCUAUCGAUGUUGGAAAGUUUGCAAAGAAUCAGCCAUCUGCCUCGCGGAUUAUUGCAUGGCACAAACAAACGGGGUCAUUAUUUGAUCCGUUUGAUGCCAUGGAGGAGUUGACUCAUAAACAAAUGGAGUGUCCUCGAUGUCGGACACGUGUAUUCGUUCCGUUUGUCAAUGAUAACGGAACUGGGUACUCAGAGCAGCAGUUUAGUGCUAUGUGUCCUCUCCCAGGAUGUAGACUGAAGAUCACAAAAGGGAAUCUAGCCGUGGCAAAGUUUGUGCGAGAUCUGACAGAGUCGGAGGAUGGGAGCGAAAAUUACAUGGCCGGAAGUCUGUUCUUUGGCAACGGAAAGCGAGAUCCUCGUCGAGCAAAGGCAAUCAAAGAUCAACUAACCCAAUCAUCACAGUUUUGUCGCAAGAGUCCUCGGUCCUCUAACCAGCGCAUUGCCCGACUGGAUUGGGAGAAAGAAAUUAAGGAAAGCAUCGGUUACUCCUGGCCACUGUUAAAAGAUGCUAUAGCGAUAGCCCUCAGGGACCAACCAGAGGCGACGAGGACCAAAAUUUUGAGUGCAUACGAAGGCGACAGCCCAUUCUCUAUCAAUCUCAUUUCCGCGGUGCUGCGACAGGGGAUAUUUACCAAAAGGAUUGAUGAAUUAGGCUGGCUUAGACCUGGCACAUUCAAGGAAGGUGAUAAGUUGCAACUCCUGGAACAUGCUCUACUUCGUUACCACUGCUUCCUCGAUUUAGCAGUAGCCUCACCGAAUCUGAUGUCCGUCCCUACUCUUGACAUUGACCUGAUUUGGCACAGUCAUCAGCUUAUGGGUGGCAAGUACGGUGUUGAUUGUGACAUAUACAUCGGCCGUCGUGUUGACCAUCCACUUACCACAGAAGAAGCCAUUCUUUCAACAGCCCUUGAUGAUACAUGUCGUGCAUGGCAGUCACGGUUUCACGUCCCAUACAUGCAGUGCGGCUGCCCUGCGCCAGACGAAACUGUACUCGAGAGGCUCGUCCGCAUCCUCCGACAGUACACAGGAACUCGAACGCGUCUUCAUGCGUCCCUCCAUCCUGACCAUCUACCCGCCACGCAUCCAAGCCUUCACAAUGCUGUCCUCGACCCAGAACGUGGAGCCUUUGGAUCUUUCGGCAAACUGGCUCAUCCGCAACGAGACGAGAAAGACCUUGUCAGACUCUCUCGUCCAUUGGGGGUUCGGAAAAAGCGUUCGAAGAAGACUGAUCCGGAACUUCCACUGCAGUUGGAGGAGGGCUUUGUUUCUGAGAAGAUGACUCAGGAACCUAUACCCCUCAGUCCCGCACCUCCAUACGUCGGUUAUGGGUCGGACAUUCGUUUUAUGCAUGAUAUUUGACACCUACUUAUGCUUUUGUUCUAAUUAUUACUUAGUUGGAUUUUACACGGGACUUGUAUGGUCGAUUGGCUCCGUUCCGCAACCGAAGUGCUCUGGUAUUAGUGGAGGAUCUUGAUGGGAACCCGACGCAGUCAUAGGUAACCAUCUCUGUCAAAUCCUACCUUGCAGUUGUAUGUUACAGUUUCUCUUUUUCCCUUUCACUUAUUCACAUUACUAAUCAUUCUCAGACAUUCUAUGACAUUCUAUUGUAUGAUUCUCUUUUCUCUUUUCUGAUUUGAUAUUUACUUUCCAUCUCUGAUUCAUUUAUUAAAGCUCUGCUUUAAUCUCUCUAUAUAUACUCUAUCUCUUAUGCUUGUAUUCUUUAACUUGACCUACGCAGACCAGGG
Suillus subaureus is the source of this 2372-nucleotide messenger RNA. RefSeq lists its product as uncharacterized. Bases 196 to 1986 code for a protein of 596 amino acids. The transcript has 11 exons. Lineage: Eukaryota; Fungi; Basidiomycota; Agaricomycetes; Boletales; Suillaceae. The record is from RefSeq and is a predicted model, not a curated record.